UUCACUAAACCCUGUUACCAAAAACAAACAACCUCAUCUUGUUUCUCUUCUACCUUUUAGUUCCCAAUGGUAACCCUUUCGCUUCUGCAUAAUCUAAACCUCCCUCUUCUCUUCAACCCUUCCACACACCAAAACCCUAUCCUCAAAAUCCAAAGCCCUAUCUCUUCAAUCUCUCUCAAACCCUCACAACUCCGCUGUUCCCAUUCCGCCACUGUUCCCGCUCCUUCUCCGCCACCUCCAGUUCGCAUCUCACGCGGCCCAAAAAUCGAAGCACGCCAUGCCCCACGUGAUUACCUUGUCAUCACUCGAGGUUACAGUUUCAUAGAUGCAGAUUUUAUCUCCAAAAACUCUCCACAUUUUAUCAAUUCGCUUAUCUUCAGAGUCAGAAUCAACAUCAGAGACCAUGAUUUUCCUCAGGCUCUCAGAAGGUAUCUUAUGCUUCACCCUAUUAAUGAAUUUGAACCCUUUUUAGAGAGUAUAGGGAUUCAUCCAAGGGAAUUGAACUUACUUUUGCCUAAAGAUUUGAUUUUUCUUAAUGAUGAUAGUGUUUUGGUUGAUAAUUUUCAUGUUUUGUUUAAUCACGGGGUUCCGAGGAAUAGAAUGUGGAAGAUUUAUAGAGAUGCAAGAGAGGUUUUUGGGUAUGGGAGUGGCGUUUUGUCCAAGAAAUUUGAGAGUUAUGAGAAUUUGGGGUUGAGUAAAUCUUCUGUUGUGAAGCUGUUUGUUUGUUGUCCAUUGCUUUUAGUUGGCAACGAGGUUGAUCCUCAAUUUGUUGUUGUUCUUGAUCGGUUGAAGAGAAUUGGGAUUGAUAUCGGAUGGUUUGUCAAUUGUAUGUUGCCCUCGAGAACAUAUAGAUGGAAAGCGAUUAUUGAUAAUAUAGAGUUUUUUCGUCAAGGGGGAUAUUCUGAGAAAGAAAUGUAUGAUUUGUUUACGGCGGAUCCUAAAUUGUUGUUGGAUGGUUUAGGAAAGAGGACAUAUUUGGUUGUAGGUCAGUUGAUUAAGUCCGGUCUUGACGUGGAUGAGAUUUGUUCUUGUUUCAGAGAGCAUCCUGAUGUGUUGUCAAGUCCGCGUAUGACAAAUUUGAUGUUUGUGAUUUCUUUUAUGUAUAAUGUUCGAAUGGACCAAGAUGCUAUUGCUCAUGUUUUGUAUAACUACAUGCAUGAACUUAGCAAACUUUCGAUAAAAGGUUAUACAACUAUGUCUAAAGAGUUGGGAGUUCGAGAAGGUGAUUUAUGUGAAAUGAUCCAGGAUGAUCCGUUAGAAUUUUUUAGUUUGGCUUUAAAACCGAAGCAAAAGAAAGAUAUAAAUAAAUUCAGAUAUGACCCGCAUAAUUAUUUGGAGAAAACAAGUUUCUUGCAGAAGCUAGGAUAUAAUGAUAACUCUGAGGAGAUGGAAAUAGCUAUGAAGAGGUUUGAAGGGAAAGGUGAUAAGUUACAAGAGAGAUUUGAUUGUCUGGUUGAAGCUGGUUUGGAAUAUAACACUGUAGUUGGAAUGGUAAAGCGAAUUCCUAGUAUUCUAAGCAUUGAGAAAACUCUAUUGCAAAAGAAGAUUGAUUUCUUAAAAAACACUUUAGGUUACCCGAUAGAAUCUCUCGUGGGAUAUCGAUAUCCAUCGUAUUUUACCAAUAACUUGGACCAAAUGUAUGCAAGAUUUGCAAUGUAUGAGUGGUUGAAGAGGAGGACUGAUAUAAAUCCCGAGCUAUCCCUCGCUACCAUAUUUGCAUCUUCUGAGAAACGGUUUCUAAAAAUCUUUGUGAAUAAGCAUCCUGAAGGUCCAACGACUUGGCAAGCUAUAAACAGUUUAUCUGACAAAUUUAAGAAUUAACCGCACCUUAUAAGUUUAGUUGAGAUGUAAAUACAGGCUUGGCUAAACCUUGCACUUACUUUGGUUUCAUUUUGGUUUUGUUUAAGGAUUAUUUUCAAUUCAGCUAAAUGAGAAUCAAUCAAGCACUUAUCGUCACUUAGUUUUCUGAAUGAAGAAAUAAUCUUAGUCUAUGUUGUCAAUAGCGCAUUAUAGCCGAAUAAUGUAGCGGUAGUAAGGUUAAGCGCGAAGCAAUGGGGUUGUGAGCCGCUGUCACCAACUGUGUUUGUUGAGGCCCAACCUGCUGUCUCUUUGUUAUUAUGGUUUUGGAGCAAAUUUUCUCAAAUCCCUUUUUUCAGAACCCUUGUAUUUUUUUUGGGAUAAAUGUCAAUUCACACCCCAUUUAAGGGUAAAAUUAUGUUCUUCAUUCUAUUAUAUUCAUACUCAAACAAUUGUUUUGUUAUUCUUAUUUUUAAUUCAAUCCUGUUAUGUCUUUUUUCUCUCUA
Messenger RNA from Vicia villosa (hairy vetch), 2303 nucleotides. Its product is annotated as transcription termination factor MTEF18, mitochondrial-like. The transcript has a single exon. Gene Ontology annotation, biological process: chloroplast organization; regulation of DNA-templated transcription. The coding region runs from base 67 to 1821 and encodes 584 amino acids. Lineage: Eukaryota; Viridiplantae; Streptophyta; Magnoliopsida; Fabales; Fabaceae. The record is from RefSeq and is a predicted model, not a curated record. Gene Ontology annotation, molecular function: double-stranded DNA binding. Gene Ontology annotation, cellular component: chloroplast.